Messenger RNA from Xiphias gladius (swordfish), 2288 nucleotides. RefSeq names its product RNA-binding protein 39-like. Gene Ontology annotation, molecular function: RNA binding. The record is from RefSeq and is a predicted model, not a curated record. Gene Ontology annotation, biological process: mRNA processing. Bases 230 to 1798 code for a protein of 522 amino acids. The transcript is spliced from 16 exons. Gene Ontology annotation, cellular component: nucleus. NCBI's taxonomy places the organism in Eukaryota, Metazoa, Chordata, Actinopteri, Istiophoriformes, Xiphiidae.
UUGAAGACCACACAGAAGAAGAAGACGACGAAGAAGAAAAAGGAAGGAGAGCGUUUCGAUACCAGGCCGCGACCUGCUACCUAAAAAAAGGUUACAUAAUUUCGAAAAUUUCAUCUUAGCGUUGUGUGACCUACCGAGACGGAGACGUCGAGACGAGUGUCUUCAGCAGCACAUUUUCCGCGAUAUUUUGACUUUGGCACGACAUUUCGUCGUUUCUUCACGGAUCAUCAUGGCUGAUGAUUUUGAUGUUGAGGCCAUGCUGGAGGCUCCAUACAGAAAGACUUCCCUAAUGAUAUCUCACCUCUACUCCCAUGAAUUCAUCUUUGAUUCCACUGUGAACUGUGAAAAAAAGGAUGAGAUCAAGUCCUCUCAUGCAAAUGGACAUGACGACCAGAACAAGAAGAAAAGGAGAAGCCGAAGCAAGAGCCGGAGCCCAGGCUCUAGGAAGAGAAAAAGCAGAAGCAAAGACAGAAAGAAGGGUAAGAAGAGGAGCCGGAGCCGAGAAAGAAAACGGAGUCGCAGCAGAGAGCGCCAUCGCAGCCGCUCCCGGAGCAAAGAACGAUCUGGGCGGUACAGAGCACGCAGGAGCCCAGUCCGGAAACGCUCCAAAAGUCGGAGCCCGUUCAAAAAAGAGAAGAGUCCCAUCAGGCAACCAAUUGACAAUCUAACACCAGAGGAGAGGGAUGCCCGCACAGUUUUCUGUAUGCAGCUCGCUGCGAGAAUCAGAGCUCGAGACCUGGAAGAUUUCUUCUCAGCUGUCGGAAAAGUCCGAGAUGUGAGAAUGAUCUCGGACAGAAACUCGAGGAGAUCAAAGGGCAUUGCAUACAUAGAGUUUGUGGAGGCUUCUUCUGUACCACUGGCAAUUGGAUUGACUGGCCAGAGGCUUUUAGGAGUUCCCAUCAUCGUCCAGGCCUCUCAGGCUGAGAAAAACAGAGCUGCAGCCGCUGCCAAUAAUCUACAGAAGGGCAGUUCGGGUCCGAUGCGGCUGUAUGUGGGCUCGCUGCAUUUCAACAUUACUGAAGAAAUGCUUCGAGGGAUCUUUGAGCCUUUUGGAAAGAUUGAGGGAAUCCAGCUCAUGAUGGACAGUGAGACCGGACGAUCUAAAGGAUAUGGCUUCAUAUCGUUCGCAGAUGCGGAAUGUGCAAAAAAGGCCUUGGAGCAACUGAACGGCUUUGAGCUGGCUGGACGUCCAAUGAAGGUGGGGCACGUUACAGAGCGCUCAGACUCAUCGACGGCCAGUUCGUUCCUGGACAAUGACGAACUAGAGAGGACCGGCAUUGACCUCGGCACCACAGGGCGCUUACAGCUCAUGGCUCGGUUAGCAGAAGGAACUGGUCUGAAGAUCCCUCCUGCUGCUCAGCAGGCUCUACAGAUGACCGGGUCCAUACCAUUUGGAAACAUCGCUGCUCCAACAGCUGUUCCAACUCCAGCGCCCAGCCAAGCCUUGAACCUCCCAUCACAGCCGCUGGCCACACACUGCCUUCAGCUGUCCAACCUGUUCAACCCACAAGCGGAAAAUGAUCCCAGCUGGGCCACUGAGAUCCAAGAUGACGUAAUUGAGGAGUGUAACAAACAUGGAGGAAUUGUUCACAUUUACGUUGAUAAGAACUCGGCUCAAGGCAACGUGUACGUGAAGUGUCCUUCGAUACCAGCAGCGAUGGCAACUGUAAAUGCACUUCAUGGACGCUGGUUUGCAGGCAAAAUGAUAACAGCUGCCUACGUUCCCUUACCCACCUACCACAACCUUUUUCCUGAUUCAGUAACGGCGAAGCAGCUUCUAAUGCCAGCACGUCGAUAGUCUGAGACAUGCUUAUGAAAGGCAGUGUAAAUACAUUUGUUUGCAUUCAUGGAGAUGUCAGUGAAACAGAUGCAUUGAAAUUAGUUGGCUGUGUAAUAAAAGUUGCCUCAAGUUCACCAUUGAAAAUUAGGCUUUUUUUUUUUUCUUUUGAGUUGCUUUUCAAACUUUUUGUGGGUUUGUGUUGUAAACUACCACUGAGACGUAAUCUGCAGGUAUCUAUUGGUCUGUAUGUUUUUUAAAUAUUACUGUCUUAUCUGCUUGUUUAAAUCCAGUUUUAGAUUUGAAAUAAAUUUCAAAGAGUCACAAAAUGUGUUGGGUUAAUAGGCCUUAAAUGCCAAAAGUAUGUCAACAAUAAUCCUUUGUAACUUUUUACAGCCAUAAUUUCAUUUUUUGUAUGAAGGCUCCCAAUAAACUUUGGCAAAUUUGACAAUUCAUUUUAUGUUUGUCUUUUUGGGAGCUUGUCAAUCCCAGGUUCAAAUAAAAAAUUACU